Molecule: messenger RNA, 4292 nt
Organism: Marmota monax (woodchuck)
Lineage: Eukaryota; Metazoa; Chordata; Mammalia; Rodentia; Sciuridae
Gene: Stxbp5
Product: syntaxin binding protein 5
Exons: 28
Coding region: 254-3706 (1150 amino acids)
Biological process (GO): regulation of exocytosis; regulation of protein secretion
Cellular component (GO): cytoplasm; SNARE complex; plasma membrane
Molecular function (GO): myosin II binding; GTPase activator activity; syntaxin binding
Source: RefSeq, a predicted model, not a curated record
CACAUCAGCCGCGGCGGCCUCGGAGGAAGAGGGGUCGCCACCCGGUGUUGUUGUGACCGCCUCUCGCUCGUCGCCGCAGUAUUUCCUGUUCGGAUUAUCUUUUGCUUCCCCCAGCUGCCUCCUCCUCCUCCUCCUCCGCUCACCCACUCCUCCGGGUCCUGGGUCGCUGCUGCCCUCGGCUUUGGCCCGUCACCCCAGCCCGGGGACCCCUGGUGCCUCCGCUCCUGGGCUGCGGGGGAGCCCAGCAGAGACCAUGAGGAAAUUCAAGAAGGUGCUGGACGGCCUGACCGCCGGCUCCUCCUCGGCCUCGCAGCAGCAGCAACAGCAGCAGCACCCGCCAGGGAACCGGGAGCCUGAGAUCCAGGAAACGCUCCAGUCCGAGCACUUUCAGCUCUGUAAGACUGUUCGCCAUGGAUUUCCCUAUCAACCUUCAGCCCUGGCCUUUGAUCCUGUACAGAAGAUCCUGGCAGUGGGAACUCAGACUGGUGCUUUAAGGCUCUUUGGUCGUCCGGGAGUAGAAUGUUAUUGCCAACAUGACAGUGGAGCUGCUGUAAUUCAGCUCCAGUUCCUGAUUAAUGAGGGAGCUCUUGUGAGUGUCUUGGCUGAUGACACCUUACACUUAUGGAAUUUACGUCAGAAAAGGCCUGCCAUACUACAUUCACUUAAAUUUUGUCGGGAAAGGGUUACAUUUUGCCAUCUGCCUUUCCAGAGUAAGUGGCUCUAUGUGGGUACUGAACGAGGUAAUAUACAUAUUGUCAAUGUGGAGUCCUUCACACUCUCAGGCUACGUCAUUAUGUGGAAUAAAGCCAUUGAACUAUCAUCUAAAUCUCACCCAGGGCCUGUUGUCCAUAUAAGUGAUAAUCCAAUGGAUGAGGGAAAGCUUUUGAUUGGCUUUGAAUCUGGAACAGUAGUCUUAUGGGACCUCAAAUCAAAGAAAGCUGACUAUAGAUACACAUAUGAUGAGGCUAUUCACUCUGUUGCUUGGCAUCAUGAAGGAAAACAAUUUAUUUGCAGUCAUUCAGAUGGUACCUUGACCAUCUGGAAUGUGAGGUCCCCUGCUAAGCCUGUACAGACAAUCACACCACAUGGAAAACAGUUAAAGGAUGGGAAGAAACCAGAACCAUGCAAACCUAUCCUCAAGGUGGAGUUCAAAACGACGAGAUCUGGGGAGCCUUUUAUUAUUUUAUCAGGAGGUUUGUCAUAUGAUACUGUAGGAAGAAGACCUUGCUUAACAGUAAUGCAUGGGAAAAGUACUGCUGUGCUGGAGAUGGACUAUCCAAUUGUUGACUUCCUGACACUCUGUGAAACACCAUACCCAAAUGAUUUUCAAGAACCGUAUGCUGUUGUUGUUCUUCUAGAAAAGGAUUUAGUACUUAUAGACCUUGCACAAAACGGAUAUCCUAUAUUUGAAAAUCCCUACCCUUUGAGUAUACAUGAGUCUCCUGUUACAUGUUGUGAAUACUUUGCUGAUUGUCCUGUGGACCUUAUUCCUGCACUUUAUUCUGUUGGAGCUAGACAGAAACGUCAAGGUUACAGCAAAAAGGAAUGGCCCAUCAAUGGAGGUAAUUGGGGAUUGGGUGCUCAGAGUUACCCAGAAAUAAUUAUUACAGGGCAUGCUGAUGGGUCAGUUAAGUUCUGGGAUGCUUCUGCAAUAACUCUACAAGUAUUAUAUAAACUAAAAACAUCUAAAGUAUUUGAAAAGUCAAGAAAUAAAGAUGACAGACCAAAUACAGACAUUGUAGAUGAAGAUCCAUAUGCCAUUCAGAUCAUCUCCUGGUGCCCAGAAAGUAGAAUGCUGUGCAUAGCUGGAGUUUCAGCUCAUGUCAUUAUUUAUAGAUUCAGCAAACAGGAAGUGAUUACAGAAGUUAUUCCGAUGCUUGAAGUUCGGUUGUUAUAUGAGAUAAAUGAUGUGGAAUCUCCAGAAAGUGAGCAGCCACCACCUUUGUCAACACCUGUAGGAGGUUCCAAUCCUCAGCCCAUUCCUCCACAGUCUCAUCCAUCUACCAGCAGCAGUUCAUCUGAUGGACUUCGUGAUAAUGUACCUUGUUUAAAAGUUAAAAACUCACCACUUAAACAGUCACCAGGUUAUCAGACAGAACUAGUUAUUCAGUUGGUAUGGGUGGGUGGAGAACCACCACAACAAAUAACCAGCCUGGCAGUCAAUUCUUCCUAUGGACUGGUGGUUUUUGGCAACUGUAAUGGCAUUGCUAUGAUUGACUACCUCCAGAAAGCAGUACUGCUCAAUCUGGGCACCAUAGAAUUAUAUGGCUCUAAUGAUCCUUAUCGGAGAGAACCUCGAUCUCCUCGUAAAUCUCGACAACCUUCAGGAGCAGGUCUAUGUGAUAUUAAUGAAGGGAUUGUAGUCCCAGAGGAUCGCUGCAAAUCUCCAACUUCUGGUUCUUCAUCACCACACAAUUCAGAUGAAGAACAAAAAAUGAAUAAUUUUAUAGAAAAGGUGAAGACCAAAAGCAGAAAGUUUUCCAAGAUGGUAGCCAGUGAUAUAGCAAAGAUGUCAAGGAAGUUAAGCUUACCUACUGACCUGAAACCUGAUUUAGAUGUAAAAGAUAAUUCCUUCAGCAGAUCACGGAGUUCAAGUGUCACAAGCAUAGACAAAGAAUCCCGAGAAGCAAUCUCUGCUCUUCAUUUCUGUGAAACUUUUACUCGAAAGGCGGACUCGUCCCCUUCCCCAAGUCUGUGGGUUGGAACAACACUAGGAACAGUGCUUGUCAUUGCACUGAACCUUCCCCCAGGAGCAGAGCAAAGACUUCUUCAGCCCGUGAUUGUUUCUCCAAGUGGUACUAUAUUGAGACUUAAAGGUGCAGUCCUGCGAAUGGCAUUUCUGGAUACCACAGGCUGCUUAUUGCCACCUGCAUAUGAACCCUGGAAAGAACAUAAUGUUCCUGAAGAAAAGGAUGAAAAAGAAAAAUUGAAAAAACGGCGACCUGUCUCAGUAUCUCCCUCCUCUUCUCAGGAAAUUAGUGAAAACCAAUAUGCAGUGAUAUGUUCUGAAAAGCAAGCAAAAGUAAUCUCACUGCCAACCCAGAACUGUGCUUAUAAGCAAAACAUUACAGAAACCUCCUUUGUGCUUCGUGGAGAUAUUGUAGCAUUGAAUAACAGCAUCUGCCUUGCAUGUUUCUGUGCUAAUGGCCAUAUUAUGACUUUCAGUUUGCCAAGUUUAAGGCCUCUGUUGGAUGUGUAUUACUUGCCUCUCACCAAUAUGCGGAUAGCCAGAACAUUUUGCUUCACCAACAAUGGACAAGCAUUAUAUCUUGUUUCACCUACAGAAAUUCAGAGACUUACAUAUAGUCAAGAGACCUGUGAAAAUCUUCAGGAGAUGUUGGGUGAACUCUUCACUCCUGUAGAAACACCUGAAGCACCAAACAGGGGAUUCUUUAAAGGCUUGUUUGGAGGUGGUGCACAGUCCCUUGAUAGAGAAGAACUAUUUGGAGAGUCAUCCUCAGGAAAAGCUUCACGGAGUCUUGCACAGCAUAUCCCUGGCCCUGGUGGCAUUGAAGGUGUGAAAGGGGCAGCCUCUGGAGUUGUUGGUGAAUUGGCACGAGCCAGGUUGGCACUGGAUGAAAGAGGGCAGAAGCUUGGUGACUUAGAAGAAAGAACAGCAGCUAUGUUAUCAAGUGCAGAUUCAUUUUCUAAACAUGCUCAUGAGAUGAUGUUGAAAUACAAAGAUAAAAAGUGGUACCAGUUCUGACACCCAGAAUCCAAUUAAGUCCAACUUCAGCCAGAAGGAAAAAAAUUUCCUUUUUUAUUUCACUGAUUUAAGAAAGUUAACAUUCAACGGAUGUUCAUCGCUGAAUACUUUCUAGCACAAUCAUGCACUGUUUUACCUCAGUCAAUUGGCAUUAACUGAGGGGCGUUCACACACACACUCAAAAUGGAAUAUAUGGUGUGUGCAGGCUGUGAGUUUACAAUUUGGAUACUAACCAGGUCACGUGUGACAGAUGAAGAAACAAAAGGGGAAGCUGAGGAGACAUGGCAGGGACUAUUCCUUGGAUCAUUCCUGUAUUAAACUUUUAUAUGCCAAAAGAUUUCAUGCUGUUGUGUCUGCCAUCAGUGUUUGACCUGUUUUGGGGAGAGGCAAUAAGUCCAAAGUUCUGAAGCUGAAGUAGUUUGUGUCAUCGGACUGGAUUAUAAACAGUUGUAUUGGACUUUCCCUCCCUUAAAUUGACUGGUCAUCAGUAUCAUUAGUGAAAAAGAAACAAAACUAUUUCCCUUUCUUUAGACUAAGCUGAAUGGUGGGCUUUAAAUAAUAAAAUCAUACACAUAGUUGACUUGUG